GUGUUGAGGUUAUGUACGAAAAAUUCUCUGUGAUCUUUGACGUUGGUAAAGCAGACCCGCCAGCCAGUGGCGCAUUCUGUCAAGGUAGUUCGUCGAAUCUCCACAGUAGCGCUUCGGUGCGAACCUGCAAACUCUCGACUUGUGGACUCUCGAGAGCUGUCAGUCACACGUUGUUCCCGCUUCCCGCAUGGGUUGCUUCCUGGUAUAGACAGUUCCUGAGUGUCCUGUGAUGAUGAACGGAGGUUGUCUCGCGGACAGGACGUCCCUGUCAGAGCCCAAGAAGGAUCUCCUUAACCCCUUCGUGCAUCACCUGGAGUUGACCACCACCUACGAGAAGAUCAAGGCUGGUAUCCUAACAGUUGUGGUGUUGCCUGUUCGGCUCGCCAUCAUCGCAGGGCUGCUGAUACUAGCCUGGCUGCUCGCUUGCAUCGGACUGUUCGGACUCUCUGAGAAAGACCUACAAGAACGACCUAUUUCACCAUGGCGACGGGUCCUGCGAAGCAUGUGUGCGUCCACUAUGCGCUUCAUGUUAUUCUGGUGGGGGUUCCAUUGGUUGCGGGUGAAGGGAUCGAAGGCUUCGAGGUUUCGAGCUCCCCUGCUUGUUCUAGCUCCACACUCCUCCUUCUUCGACAUCCUCCCCAUCAUCUACAUGAAGGAUGUCACUAUCAUCUCCAAGGCGGAGAACCUUAAAUUGCCCUUCAUUGGAAAGUUGAUCAACUUCACGCAGCCAGUGUACGUGUGGCGAGAUGAUCCCCACUCUCGACAGAAAACCAUCCAGCAGAUCAUAGACAGAGCGACAUCACCUCUGGACUGGUCUCAGAUGCUGAUAUUCCCUGAGGGGACAUGCACCAACAGGUCGUGCUUGAUCACAUUCAAGCCCGGAGCGUUCUACCCGGGUGUUCCUGUGCAGCCAGUGAUCCUGAGAUACCCCAACAAGCUCGAUACUGUCACCUGGACUUGGCAGGGACCUGGCGCACUGAAGCUGAUGUGGCUGACGCUAGUGCAGCCCCAUAGCAACUGUGAGAUUGAGUUCCUACCUGUGUACAAGCCUAGCGAGGCAGAGCGCAGAGACCCCAAGUUGUAUGCUGAGAAUGUGCGCCAGCUAAUGGCACGAGCGCUCGGUGUCCCCACGGUGGAGUACACAUACGACGACUGUCAACUGGUCGCUAAGGCCUCUGAGCUCCAGAUACCUCGCUCGUCUAGUGUCUUGCGCAUCGUCAAGAGCAGGAUCAGACUAGGGCUGACAAGGAACCAAAAAGAAGAAAAGCUAGUGUCAGAUGACCCUGACUUGCUCAAAGGUGACGAGAGAGUGGACUGCUCUACCUUCGCAGAGAGGCUGGGAGUCUCACCUACUGACCCUGCGUUGAAGGACCUCUUCGCUCUUCUCAGUCCUGAUGAUAAGAAUCAGGUUGAUUUUGCUGAGUACCUACUUGCAGUAUUGAUGGUUGAACGUUCAACCACACAAAGCGAGAUGAUUUCUCUGGCCUUUGAACUGUGUGGAGAUGAUUUUCGUCUCAGUAGGCACAAGGUGGCUUUAAUACUAAAGUUAGUCCUUCAAAUGGAAGAUGUGGAGGCAACUAAAUUAAGCCUACAAAUACCAGCUGACGAAGACGGGUGUAUAUCUGAAGAACAGUUUGAGUUGUUCCUGGACUCGAGGCCAGAGCUGUUACAAAGGAACACUGAAGACAACAGACACAACAAAAAUGACUGACCCUUGGAAACUUCUCCACCCCCCACUCUCCCCCCUCCUGUAUUGUGAUAAGGCUGUGCGACUGUACAUACCACCUGAGAUGUUAAAUGUUUAUAGUUAAGUUAUGAAAAAUAAAUGUUAUG
This is a messenger RNA of Macrosteles quadrilineatus (aster leafhopper), 1833 nucleotides long. RefSeq names its product lysophosphatidylcholine acyltransferase 1-like. Bases 230 to 1711 code for a protein of 493 amino acids. Lineage: Eukaryota; Metazoa; Arthropoda; Insecta; Hemiptera; Cicadellidae. The record is from RefSeq and is a predicted model, not a curated record. The transcript is spliced from 10 exons.